GAAGUGCUCAUGUUCAAUCGUGUACGAGGUAUCCGCUUGUUUACACAAGUGCAAAAGAGCCGAUCCCGUGCUUUGUGCAGAUCUGUAGUGAACUCUGCUUUUCAUACUCUUCCUUUAGUAGCAGCAACAAGUAGUAUUGUAUCAUCUAAUAGAGGCUACUAUUUGGAUGGUGUCUUAGACAAACGUGGUUUUGUCGCAUUUACCCCCGGUGUACGGCAUGCGAGUACUUCUACUGGCGAAGAAGCCUUAACCUCUACCACCGUGGAUGCACACUUGCAAGCAUCAGUAGACGCAUUAGAUCUUCAUGGAGCGAUGGAUAUAAUUGAACAAGCUCAUAGCCGUGGUCUUGUUCAACCACAUCACUACCGACAAGUUUUUCGUAUACUGGAAUCAGAUGUUGUACCUGAUUUCGCAAGCCUCUCACGUAUUGCUCGGUGGUUUACAUCCUCACAGCCAGUACAUCUGAACACGGCAACUCCAGAAGAAUUAAAUCUUUGGAAAAGCGCUAUCAAAGCUUGUUUUAAGCUUGGCAGAUCUCAUUUCAGUCGAGACUUAAGCGGUUUAUUACAAGCCUUUGCGUCUCGCGCAAAGCUCGACCAAGUUGUUGAUGCCGAUCUUUGGGGUAUCGUACUUCGGGGAUACGGUAUUCUGAAACAAGAAGACAUGAUCGAUGCCACCAUUGCCAAAAUUCCCGCUGAUGUAGAUUGCCAAGACUACAUACCAAUGGCAUAUGCGUCCGCUGGAGCUCAUGGCAAAGCAGAUGUAUAUUUAGACAGACUCAUCGAAUUGAGGAUCCCGAAACCCGAAGUCUUCAAAGUUUUGUCCAAAACUGCUGCAUAUGAAGGUGACGUACAGCGUGUCAAGAAAAUUGCCUCCAUGGGCACAGAACUACUGGAUGGAGUAAGCUUUGAUCAGGAUGUCAUCUUGGCGCACAAAACGAGAUUAUUUCAUCUUUUGAAAAAGCAAAACCCAAGCACAAGUUAUUCCGGCAGGAACAACAGUGGCAUACUCAGUGAGGAACUGAAGGAAUCCAGACGAGAGUGCGAAGAGCUGAUGUCAAACAUGCUUUCAGACCGAUACCCAUUAGACAUAUCCUCUGCCAAUAUCAUUCUUGAUUACCUGACCUUUGGUAAUCGCCUGGAUCACGCCAAGUUUCCCAUGGCCCAUGCCCGUGACAUCCUUGAAAAUGUUUUACCUACAAAGGGCAUUCAACCAAACUUUCAAUCCUAUUUCCUUGUUCUGAGAGGAUAUGCCAAGACUAGGGAGCUGGAUUCACCACGACACAAUGCCAGAUUAGACAAAUGCCUGGAGUUGUUUUAUAUGAUGGAAAACGCCGGUUUCCAUAGUCAUCAACAUGCAAAAUUCCAAUGUCUUUUCGAAGCAUGUUUGCCACACUCGGACCGAUAUAACUACGAUUUGUUCCAGUCAAAAAGUAGAUUGGCACCAACACUCCAAAGUAGCGUUGCUCGCCACAAUGCCCCGUAUGUGGACCCACGUAUAUUUGACAUUGAACGUAUAAUGCUAGACUCCAAUAUCCGCCAUGACCGGAUCACCAUCAAGACUGUCUUGACAUGCUUAGGAGUCAGUGGGCUCUAUGGGGCCAUGUGGAGAAGAUGGAAGGAACUACAACUUGCAGGAGUGCGACGUGAUGGUGGACUGUUUGAGAGGAUCUUUUCACUCGCGGCAUUGGAACCCGAGCAAGCCCAGUAUGCUCUUGCUGUUGUUCAUCAUCAGCUGGAAAGAGAAACUCCGAAAAUUGAGAUGACUAUGCCUCUAUACCGAUCCAUUAUCGAUUGUUGUAUAACGGCUCAAGACGCCGUCAGUGCCACUUCAGUAUUACACACUGCAGGUGUUGACAAUCUGCCAUCUCCUGAAAAGCUCUCUAGUCCUCAAGAGAAACAACUAAAGAAGCUUGGGCUUAAAGCACAAUUAGGUAUUAGAUCAUUGACUGGAUCAAUUGGCACCCACUUGAAGGACAUGAUGGACUUGCAAGUUUCACCCAAAAGCGACAUGUGGUUGAUGCUCAUGUCUCAUGCUGUAGAGACACAGUUUUCAUUGCAAGAUGCACAACGUGUAUUCAAUGGAUUCACAAUGUCAAGGUUUGAAAAGACAGGCAAAAUUCCCGUCCCUGCACAUGAGCAGUCGCCGAUCAUUCCAUUCCCUUCUUCGCCUUAUAACGAAACGGAUGUUCUAAUGAUCGAUAUGUUCGUUUCUGCUUUGCUCAAGUCACAAAACAUUCCGGUCAUCAGAGAUGUAUUGGAAACGUAUGGAGAACAAUCUUCAAAAUUAUGGCUCUCUCGCGAUUCUGUCAAACAAUUUGUCACUUUAGCUAAGGAGGAGAAGAGCGAUGACGAUGUCAAAUGGAUUGUUGAGAAAAUUCUUCCAAAAGUAUCUGGUCAAUCAUCAAAUUACAGACAUUGGAUGCGCAAACUUCAACGAUCUGUAGACAAUCUUUGAAAUGACAAUAGAUUUAUAGAUUUUUCAUGUAUAAUAAAGCUGUUUUAU
Umbelopsis ramanniana AG is the source of this 2505-nucleotide messenger RNA. RefSeq lists its product as uncharacterized. NCBI's taxonomy places the organism in Eukaryota, Fungi, Mucoromycota, Umbelopsidomycetes, Umbelopsidales, Umbelopsidaceae. The transcript is spliced from 3 exons. Gene Ontology annotation, molecular function: protein binding. The record is from RefSeq and is a predicted model, not a curated record. Gene Ontology annotation, biological process: mitochondrial gene expression; mitochondrial proton-transporting ATP synthase complex assembly; mRNA stabilization. The coding region runs from base 10 to 2457 and encodes 815 amino acids. Gene Ontology annotation, cellular component: mitochondrion.